GAAUGCUGAUGGCGAUCUGUCACUGUCAAUUCCCAUUUUUUGUCUUUUCAACCUGUCAAAGACGUGCUGCUAGGCGGUUUAUCAAAAAUGGGUAAGGUUAAGUGUUCGGAAUUACGGACGAAAGACAAAAAGGAGCUGUUUAAACAGCUGGAAGACUUGAAAAAGGAGCUUACCAAUCUGAGGGUAGCUAAAGUAACAGGAGGAGUUGCUUCAAAACUAUCAAAAAUCCGCGUGGUACGAAAAGCCAUAGCCCGAGUAUACAUUGUGUAUCAUCAGAAAAUGAAAGUGAAUCUCAGGAAUCACUACAAAAACAAGAAGUACAAGCCUCUUGACCUUAGACCCAAGAAGACACGUGCUAUGCGUAAAGCUCUCACAAAACAUGAAGCUAAGAUUAAGACACAGAAGGAGAUUAGGAAGAAGUCUCUAUUUCCUCCUCGAGUGUAUGCAGUUAAAGCUUAAAUAAACCCUGGUACAUA
Messenger RNA from Aricia agestis (brown argus), 476 nucleotides. It is a transcript of the gene RpL35, whose product is annotated as 60S ribosomal protein L35. The record is from RefSeq and is a predicted model, not a curated record. Gene Ontology annotation, molecular function: structural constituent of ribosome; mRNA binding. Bases 88 to 459 code for a protein of 123 amino acids. The transcript has 3 exons. Lineage: Eukaryota; Metazoa; Arthropoda; Insecta; Lepidoptera; Lycaenidae. Gene Ontology annotation, biological process: translation; maturation of LSU-rRNA from tricistronic rRNA transcript (SSU-rRNA, 5.8S rRNA, LSU-rRNA). Gene Ontology annotation, cellular component: cytosolic large ribosomal subunit; ribosome.